Messenger RNA from Tympanuchus pallidicinctus (lesser prairie-chicken), 3305 nucleotides. RefSeq names its product PHD finger protein 7-like. The transcript is spliced from 10 exons. Gene Ontology annotation, cellular component: nucleus. Lineage: Eukaryota; Metazoa; Chordata; Aves; Galliformes; Phasianidae. The record is from RefSeq and is a predicted model, not a curated record. Bases 1991 to 3142 code for a protein of 383 amino acids.
GACAGGGGCAGGAGGGGAGGGGGUGUUGUCCUCUAUGUUAGGAAGUGGACAGAGUGCAAAGAGCUGUAGGAUAAAAAAGAAAGCGUUGAAGGGUUACGGCCAGUCGGCCCGGCCCCAUGACUAAUGAGGCAGCAGACUUGCGGGCAAGGGUAGGGAAAUCGUAGAUGGGUCUAACAGAGAAAAAAAACAGAGCAACGGCAACGAUCUGAGGAAGACCCUUAGUUUACCAAAUCCAGGUACAUCAAGCACAAUGAGAGCAUCCAAAGCCGAAGCCUUACGCGAUAGACUGCAGAGGGAACCACGUGCUUCCCUGCUGCAAAACCGAGAGAAUCCCUAAGAAGGAGAGAGGCCGGUGUCCUGCCAGGAGCUCCACCUUUCUUGCUCUGGGCAAGAAGUCCUCUGCGGAAUGCCACUCCUCCCCUCCCCUCCCCUCCCCUCCCCUCCGAGAGCCAAAACGUCCCAAAAAGGCAGUCCACAGAACCAGAACAUUAACUCUUCCACUCCCACUGCUUUCCAUGGUGUUAUGAUGUGGAACACCGACAAGAAAAAUCACAAAACCACUACAGGAGCUUAGGGUGAAAAUCAGGGAUCGGUCCAGGAAGGGGCAUCUAGUGCUUGGGGUCUGCUACACGCCACCUGGUCAGGGGGAGCCUGUUGACGAGGCCUUCUUGCGUCAGCUGCAGGAGGUGUCGCGCUCGCAGGCUCUUGUCCUGAUGGGGGAUUUCAACCACCUGGAUCCCUGCCAGGAUAGCAGCACGGCGGGUGGCAGACAGUCCAGGAGAUUCCUGGAGUCUGCUGAGGAUUACUUCCUCGUCCAGGUAACUGGACGGACCAACCCGAGGUGAAGCCCUGCUGGACCUGGUGCUCGCCAGUGCAGAGCUGAUAGUUUUGAAUCACAGGAUCCUGGGAUGGCUUGGGUUGGAAGGGACAUUAAAUUCUGUCUGAAGUUCCAAACUUCUGCAGCGUGUUGACUGCCACCCACUAGGUCAGGCUGCCUGAAGCCCUAUCCAGUGAGGCCUCGAGCAUCUCCGCAGAGGGCGGCUCUCUAGACGUGGGGGCUCUCCCAUCAGCGUUGGCCUGACUUUCGUGGAGAAGCUGACUCUCAUGGUCAGGCUGGAUGAGCAGGGAUGCUCCAGUGUGACUCCAGGACUGCAGCCCUGGACAAGGGACCGCUCCUCUCCUGUCUCUGGCAUGGUGACCAUUGCCAGCAGGUCAAAGAGAGCAAAAAAAACAGAGUCAGAAGUUUUCCUGACUCGUUUUAUACGCAGGCUUGAAGGCAAUCGUGCCCUGCCUAUGCCACUUUGCCUCUGGGAACCGUAUAAGGGUUGAAGCUGAGAUGUGUGAAGACUUGGAUAAGAAAGGAUCAUAAAACCCACCCAACCCCAAGUGCCUGCCAUGGGAGCGCUGCCACCCAGCAGGUCAGGUCAGGUCAGGUUAGAGCAGGGCCCUGUCCAACUCGGCCUGGAGCGCCUGCAGGGAUGGGCACCCGCAGCUUCUCUGGGCAGCUGUGCCAGGGCCUCACAGCCCUCUGAGUGAGGAAUUCCUGCUCGCAGUUCACCAGAUCUCCUCUUUUCUCAGCUCAAAACCUUGGCCUGCCACCAUCAGACCGUGGAGAGUCACUCGGAACACACACUAGAAAUGCUGGCUGCGCUGUUGACCCGCAGACGUUUAUUGGACUCUCUGCUGCGAUGCCCAGCACGGGCGUGGUGCAGAAGGCCCGAGGGAGGCCAUCCUUGCUCCCUGCUGACGGCAGCACUGGGCUCCUUGCCCUGCGCUGCCCACAGGAGCCGCCGCCCUCCCGCAUGGGUGCCGUGCCCUCAGCCCCGCGAGGUGCUGACCGUGAUGUCACGGUGAUGUCACAGUGGUGGCCAUUGUGACCCGCGGGGCCGGGAGCAGAGCAAAGGCUGCCGGGCUGGGGCUGUGCUCAGUGCGGCUUGGUGAGGCGCGGAGAGAGGAGGGACUUUCUUGACUCUCUUGUUUCUCGCUGUGAAUGCCGAACAUGUCCAAACGGAACGAGGAGAUCCCCAACUCUGGGGAGCCAGUGUGCAUGCUGUGCCGCCAGGCACAGGUCGACCCGGACAUCUGCGGGCGGACGUUUGCCAAUGGUGGGCUCUGUGCCCACGAAUUCUGCUUGUUCUUUGCCGAUGGCCUUUUGGGAUGGAGAUGCCCAAUGGGUGGAAUGUGUGGCUUCUCCACUGGUGCCAUCCAGCACACCAUCCAGCUGGCAGACCAGAAGCACUGCUUUGUCUGUGGCGGGAGGGGAGCUGCCAUCAGCUGCGCGGAGACGGGCUGUGAGCGCAGCUUCCAUCUGCCCUGCGCCGAGGACGGGCAAUGCGUCAUGCAGUACUUUGGGCAGUACAGGUCCUUCUGCUGGGAGCAUCGCCCUCAGCAGGCAGCGGAGGCAGCUCCGUCUCAGAACACCAUCUGCAUCAUCUGCCUGGAGCCCGUGGGGGACAGCGCGUCCUACCGCACCAUGGUGUGCCCGGCGUGCAAACAGGCCUGGUUCCACCGGGGCUGCAUCAGGAGACAUGCCAUACUCGCUGCCACCGCGCGCUUCUACUGCCCCGUCUGCGGAGAGAGAGGGAGAUUCCAAUCCCAAAUGACCAGGCUGGGGAUCCAAAUUCCAAUCAGACAACUAUCUUGGUGGGACGAUGAAGCGUACCAGUCGCUGCGAGAAAGGCACAGUGGCUGCAGUGCCAGCACGUGCACUCACCUAGGAGGCAGGGAGAGCGCACAGGAAGAGGAGCCCUGUCAGCCAAUGCUCUGCAGCUCCUGUGGCUCACAAGGCACGCGCUGGUGCUGCUCCUUCUGGGCCAUGCGCAGAAACGCCUGGGCGUGGGACACCUGCGAUGCUGUGGUCACCCGUCAGAGACGUGGUAGGAGGAGACGGUCCUCCAGAACAUCCCGGACACCUGCAGCCACAAGUCGUCCCAGGCAGCGGGAGACCGGCCGUACAAGAAGCCGCUCCCCGUUGCAAGGCCGGGCCUCGGGCUCCCAGAGUCGGCCCCGAAGACAACGUGGUCGGAGCCGUACAACAACCCGAGGUGCUCAGAGCAGCACCCACACCUCGGCCAGACCAGCACCAUCGAGGUCCUCGAGGGCUUCCCCUCUGCCUGCACGCAGGAGACAAUCCAGGCAAUGAGGCUGGGCCCGCUCUCGAAGCCGAUCCCCACUGGGGCGUCGCACUUCAACUUCCUGCAGCCGGCCCCAAUGAGACCGUGGCAGCCGGUCCAGGCAGCGGGGGCCAGCCCGGGCACGAAGCCACUCCCUGCCCACGGGCCACCCAGUGCACUUAUUCCUGUUGC